AUGCUUCUCAAAAGUCUUCUCUUGACUCUCCUCCUAGGCGCCUUCUCUGUGAGCGCCCUCCCGAACCCUGAGGCCGAAGAUUUUGGCCUCGAGGCUAGGGACGACGACAACGACCUUGCCGCUCGUGGCUACAAGCCUCCUAAGUGCGGCUAUGACUCGGGCGCGUAUUGGAAGCACGGGCGUUGCCACUGCAAGAACAGGUGGGAGGAUUACAACAAAUACUCCAAGAAAUGCGAGAAGAAGUGCGGCGAUGACGCAUAUUGGAAGAAUGGAGACUGCCACUGCAAGAACAGGUGGGAGGAUUACAACAAGCACUCCAAGAAAUGCGAGAAGAAGUGCGGCGAUGACGCAUAUUGGAAGAAUGGAGACUGCCACUGCAAGAACAGGUGGGAGGAUUACAACAAGUACUCCAAGAAAUGCGAGAAGAAGUGCGGCGAUGACGCAUAUUGGAAGAAAGGAAAGUGCCGCUGCAAGAACAAGGGAGAGAAGUUCAAUGAGUGGAAGAAGGAGUGCUACUGCCCCAAGGGCAAGAAGUGUGGAGGCUACGGCUACGGCUAUGACGAUAACGAUGGUGGUGAUUGA
This is a messenger RNA of Fusarium falciforme, 582 nucleotides long. RefSeq lists its product as hypothetical. The transcript has a single exon. The coding region runs from base 1 to 582 and encodes 193 amino acids. NCBI's taxonomy places the organism in Eukaryota, Fungi, Ascomycota, Sordariomycetes, Hypocreales, Nectriaceae. The record is from RefSeq and is a predicted model, not a curated record.